Messenger RNA from Drosophila busckii, 1574 nucleotides. RefSeq names its product probable cytochrome P450 4d14 (gene Cyp4d14). Gene Ontology annotation, molecular function: monooxygenase activity; oxidoreductase activity, acting on paired donors, with incorporation or reduction of molecular oxygen; iron ion binding. The transcript has 4 exons. The record is from RefSeq and is a predicted model, not a curated record. NCBI's taxonomy places the organism in Eukaryota, Metazoa, Arthropoda, Insecta, Diptera, Drosophilidae. Bases 19 to 1539 code for a protein of 506 amino acids.
ACUUAUAAAGGCAGCAAAAUGUUUAUAGAAAUUAUAUUAAUAUUGUUAGCGCUGCUUUUGCUAUGGGAUCAUUUAAAGAUGCGCAAACCUUAUCGCAUGCUGGAGGCGGCGGGCAUGCGUGGACCCAAGAAAUUGCCGCUUAUAGCGAAUGCAGGUUUGCUCAUAGGCGAAUCUGCUGCAACUAUGAUGGAUGUGGAGUUUAAGCUAAUCGAGCAAUUCGGUCGCAAUGUGCGCUUUGGAAUUUUUCACGAGUUUGGCUUUUUGACUGCCGAUGCGCGCAUGAUCGAAGCUAUAUUGAGUAGUCAGCAAACUAUAAGCAAAAAUAGUCUCUACACUUUGCUGCAGGGCUGGCUGGGCAAUGGUUUGCUGCUUAGCACUGGCAAAAAAUGGUUUAGACGUCGCAAAAUUAUUACACCCACUUUUCAUUUCAAAAUACUCGAACAAUUUGUUGAGGUUUUCGAUCAGCAAAGCGCUGUGAUGGUUGAGCAGCUUUAUGCACAAGCCGAUGGCGCCACUGUCAUCAAUAUGUUUCCAGUCGCUUGUCUAACCGCCUUGGAUAUUAUAGCUGAGACCUCAAUGGGUGUUAAAAUCAAUGCGCAGCGUUCCCCGGAGUUUCCCUAUGUGCAGUCGGUUAAAAUCGUCUCCAAUAUGAUGGCCGAACGCUUUAUGAAUCCGCUGCAGCGUUUUGAUUGCACCAUGCGCGUUUUCUAUCCCAAGCUCUUUGCCACAUUGAAUCAUCACAUCAAGUCCAUGCAUGACUUUACCGACAAAGUUAUACGCGAGCGACGCGAAACACUUACAAGCUCUUUAAAUCGCUCAAGCGCUCACCCUGAUGCGGAUGAUGAUGUGGGCAGCAAGCGCAAGUUGGCGCUGCUGGAUGUUCUGCUGCAGUCCAGCAUCGAUGGUCAGCCGCUGAGCAACGAGGACAUACGUGAGGAGGUGGACACAUUUAUGUUCGAAGGUCACGAUACCACAACGAGCGCCAUUGCGUAUACGUUAUAUUUGCUGGCCAGACAUGAGCGCGUGCAGCAGUUGGCAUUUGAGGAAAUCAAAGCAGUCAUUGGCACGGACAAGAGCAGACCCGUCGACAUGCGCCUGCUGGGCGAGCUCAAGUAUCUGGAGUGUGUCAUUAAGGAGUCGCUGCGUCUAUAUCCACCAGUGCCCAAUAUCGGGCGCAAAAUAACAGAGGAUGUUGUACUGGAUGGCAAACUCAUUCCCGCCAACACCAACGUCACACUGCUCACAUAUCAAGCGCAGCGUGAUCCAAAAUAUUUCCCCGAUCCUGAGGCGUUUAAGCCAGAACGUUUUAGCCCCGACUAUGAAGGCAACAUUGAUGUGUUUGCCUAUACGCCGUUCUCGGCGGGUCCGCGUAACUGCAUUGGCCAAAAGUUUGCCAUGCUGGAGGUGAAAAGUACACUGAGCAAAAUGCUGCGACACUUUGAGCUGCUGCCAUUGGGCAAACCAGUGCAGCCGAUAAUGAAUUUGAUAUUACGCUCGACUACGGGCAUUAAUGUAGGUCUUAAGCCGCGAGUUUAUUAAAUUUUAUUAAAUUAAUUUAUUAAAACUGAAAUUAU